CGUUCCUGCUUUGUUCGAACUUCUUUCUUCCUGGGAUCUCGAAGUCACAGACUACUUCGAAGAGGAAAGAGUUAACAGAGAGAGAAGGCGGGAUGACGGUGUUUCACUUCUUCAACUGUGCUAUUCUCACUUUUGGUCCUCACGCCGUUUACUACUCCGCCACUCCCUUGUCCGAGUAUGAUACCCUUGGCACAUCUGUUAAAGCUGCCCUGGUUUAUCUAGGGACAACGCUAGUAAAGCUUGUUUGUUUGGCUACUUUUCUCAAGGUGUCUGAGAAUGAUAGUUUUGAUCCAUAUCAGGAGUUGUUGAAAGCACUAAUUGGUUUCAUAGAUGUUGCUGGGCUGUACUUUGCCUUGACCCAGUUAACUCAUCGGAAUAUCUCUCAAAAUCAUAAAUUUCAAGCUGUUGGACUUGGGUGGGCUUUUGCAGAUUCUAUUUUACAUAGACUGGCACCUCUUUGGGUGGGAGCUAGAGGACUAGAAUUCACUUGGGAUUACAUUCUGCAAGGCCUUGAAGCAAAUGCAAACCUGGUUCUAAGUAUAUCCCUGGCUGCAUUGGGAUCUUUGAUGUGGCUCCGAAAAAACAAACCCAAGACUUUAAUUCCCAUAAUAUAUGCAUGUGCAGGCAUUGUGGCAACAAUGCCAUCAAUCACAAGCUAUUUGAGAAGAGGAUUGGGGUGGCAUUUGCCAAAAGUGGUAGGCUUCGAACUGUUCACUUCUCUGGUGAUGGCUUUUAUUAGUUGGCAACUCUUUUCUGCUUGUCAAAGACCCUCGUCCUGAGAAAGUCCAGUGCCAUCUCUAACACUAGAUAGUGGGUUGAGGAUAGAUUUGGAGCAUAAUGAAACGAAGAAGUUUAGCUGUAUGACUGUUAAAUACCCCUUGGAGAUUGUUGUAAUGUUUUGUUUUAAUCUUACAAUAUCCUUUACUUUGCUUUAAAAAUUAUCAAUUUGUAACUUUCAUUUUUCCUUUGAUUUUUGGAGGCUUGAACAAAGAGCGUUCCUUUACCACUUAAGUUCUGCAAUUAAAGAACUUAUAGAAGAUUUUGAAUGAAAAUGUUGGAAUUAGGUCUUA
Molecule: messenger RNA, 1070 nt
Organism: Jatropha curcas
Lineage: Eukaryota; Viridiplantae; Streptophyta; Magnoliopsida; Malpighiales; Euphorbiaceae
Product: seven transmembrane domain protein
Source: RefSeq, a predicted model, not a curated record